Messenger RNA from Periconia digitata, 247 nucleotides. The record is from the annotation of a GenBank genome assembly. Lineage: Eukaryota; Fungi; Ascomycota; Dothideomycetes; Pleosporales; Periconiaceae.
CCCCACUUCGCAUGCUACCUUCCAGGUCCUUACCAUACCCGAAAAUUGCAUUACUGGCCAAGAUUAUUGCACUGCGAGCGUCAGCUUCAUCGUACUACCCACCGCUUUUCCAUAUGCCCGGCUUCACCUUAGACAAAGCGCUCGCCUACUCAGCAGAACCGUUUUUGUAGACGCUUGCCUGCUACAAAGACGGAAAAUCGCUCCUCAGCAUCAAAACCACAACCCAUCGAGCCAUUCUACCAAGUUU